This is a messenger RNA of Mycena indigotica, 2790 nucleotides long. Its product is annotated as ATP-depentend DNA. Gene Ontology annotation, molecular function: ATP binding; 3'-5' DNA helicase activity; DNA binding. Gene Ontology annotation, cellular component: nucleus. The coding region runs from base 1 to 2790 and encodes 929 amino acids. The transcript has 13 exons. Lineage: Eukaryota; Fungi; Basidiomycota; Agaricomycetes; Agaricales; Mycenaceae. Gene Ontology annotation, biological process: recombinational repair. The record is from RefSeq and is a predicted model, not a curated record.
AUGCUUGACGCCCUCAAUCCCGCUCAACGAGCGGCUGUUCUCCACCCGCCAACCACAGCACUGCAAAUUCUUGCGGGCCCCGGGAGUGGCAAGACCAAAGUACUCACUUCCCGAAUCGCCCAUCUUGUUCUUACCCAUGGACUUGUCCCAUCCACGAUUUGCGCCGUCACAUUUACGAACAAGGCUGCAAAUGAGAUGCGUUCGCGGCUCUCUGCCCUGAUAGGCAAGCAGAAAACCUCCGAAGUCAGGAUGGGCACCUUUCAUGCUCUGUGUGCGCUAUUUCUGCGGAGAUUUGCGCACAAGGUUGGGCUGGAUGUCAAUUUCACGAUCUGUGAUGCCGAUGAGAGCAAGAAAAUCAUUUUGCACCUACUCAAACCACACAAAGAUGUCAUUGUUGCUAAAGAUCUCAUGCUCAAGGAGGGAACAGUUCUUUCGCACAUAUCUCGGGCAAAGGCAAAAGGACUCUCCCCGAAGGAGUACGCCAAGCAAACACCAGAACAAUCUUACGAGGCCGAAGUCCACAAAAUUGUCGCCGCAGUCUACGUGGAGUAUGAAAAACUCCUCAGACGCAACAACAGUCUCGACUUUGACGACCUUCUCCUUUAUGGUGUCAAACUAUUCACAGAGAAUCCGACAACAGCAAACUGGUGCAGGCAUGUUCUCGUUGACGAAUUUCAGGAUACCAACACAACGCAAUAUGAAUUGAUGAGCGUGCUUGGCGCAGCCGCUGGUGGAUGUGUAACUGUGGUGGGUGACCCUGAUCAGUCAAUAUAUGGGCGAGUUUGUCUAUUAUGGCGUUCUGCCGAAGUGACUAACCUUUCUCGAAUGAAAAACGACUUUCGUGGAACCACGCAAAUUCUCCUAGAAGAAAAUUAUCGCUCCACUGCUUCGAUCCUCAAUGCAAGCCUGGCUAUUGUGUCGCAAGACAAAUCCCGCAUCAACAAACGUCUCCUCACUACCCAUCCCCGCGGGUGUACUCCCGUACUACGAACACUUUCCACUGAACAUGCUGAAGCUGAUUUCAUUGCCAUCGAAAUCAAGCGCCUGAUUGCAUCCAUGGGAGGCAUUCUGCGUUAUGGCGAUUUUGCCAUUCUCUUGCGCUACAGUGCUCUUUCUCGUGCAAUUGAGAGUGCGUUGCAGAAGGAAGCCAUCCCAAACGUCCUCCUCGGCGGACACAAAUUUUUCGAACGACAAGAGAUUAAAGACAUCUUAUCAUACCUUCAACUGGUAGACAACCCUUCUUUUGCACCAGCUGUGACCCGUGCAAUUAAUGUGCCGAGCCGUCAGAUUGGUGAAAAGUCAAUUGCAGAACUUGCCUCUCGUGCUGCCAAAAGGAAUUCGUCCAUUAUGGAUACUGUGGAAAGCAUACACGACGCUAAAUGUCCUGACAUUAAGCCCGCGAUUAAACAGAAAACCGCGUCGUUCGUCAAGACGAUCAGAAUUCUAAGGAAACUUGCGAGUGAGGGAGCAACACCUUCAGAUCUCAUCCGACGAUUGUUGGAUCUUAUCAAGUACGAAGGUCACUUGAAGAAAACACAGCCGGAUUGGGAGUCGCGUUGGGAGAAUGUUCAAGAGCUUAUUACCUUCGCUAGCGAGGUACAAACUGAAGCGGAAGAUGAACUGGUGGACAUUGACUUCGAUGAGGAGCCUCAACCUACACAAACCCGCGAUACGCCACUUCGUUUGUUCUUGCAAGCAUCUAUGUUGUCUUCAGAGGGAGAUAACCAGAGUGAAGAGGACAGCAAAGAGAAAGUCACCAUAUCAACAUGCCAUGCCGCCAAAGGUCUUGAGUGGCCAGUGGUCAUCAUUCCUGCCGUUGAGAAGGGCACUUUCCCCUUUUAUCGGUCAGAGGAUGUGUGCGAGGAGAGGCGUCUGCUUUAUGUCGCAUGCACCAGAGCUCAGAGCAUACUCUACCUCACUCAUACGUCCAAGCGGAAGAUUGGUGGAGUGACUAAACCGAAGGAACUAUCUCAGUUCAUCGCUUCAGUGGCAAAAACCGAGAAAGCACGUCUUUCGAACAAUGAUCUUUUCACAAAUCAGAGGCCUUCGCUCGAAACGGAUGCUUCCGAACGCGAUGUCAUCUCCCGCGUCUUGGGAAGACCGCUGGCUGCCCAAAUUGAAGUGACUCGUCGGAUGGAAGAUUUUCGGAGAACAACCCCUUAUCUUGAAGAAUACGAUGCGUUGCCACAACCACAAGCUGCAUGGCAUCCGGGGCUGGUUACACCGGCCUCGGUGUCCUUUGCUUCCCCGCGAGUCGCGUUUGGCGCGAACUUCUCAACGAACCUGGCUACAAAUCCAUCCAUCAGGCUUUCAGAAGGCACAGCAAUCCUCCAUCCACUACUGUCAAACCCAGCAAUAGUAACAGUGUCGCAUCCUAGCUCGCCGGUGAAUUCCUCGUCUGGUAAACGCGCUACUGUCAGAGCCGUGCAACCACCUUCGUCCGAUCCUGCCCUGGCUCCACCGACAUCGGCAUACGUCUCUUCCCCGCGAAUCGCGUUUGGCCCAAAUUUCUCGAUGAACGUGGCCAUAAAACCAUCGAUAAGACCCCCAAUUCUUAAGGAAGGCAUCCCUCAUCCGCCAUUGUCGAAAUCCACAACAGUCUCGCAUUCUGAUUCGCCGACAGCCCCUUCGCUCCAUGCAAGCAAUAUGCUUGCUGCUACUGCUGUGAUCCCACUACCUUUGUCCAACCCUGUCGCCGGCGUCAAGAGACGGCUUGGUAUGGGAAGAGGUGGAACGACGGGGUUCCCUAAUAAGAAGUUUAAGGUUCCAACGCUGAUGCAGCCACCAUAA